AUGAUCACUUUGUACGAUAUGGGACCUGUGCCGAAACUCCCAGGGAAUAUGGGUACAUCCCCCAAUGUUCGGAAAGUGAUUUUUACCCUCAACUACAAGAAACUCCCCUUCACCCUCGUCCCUUUAAAUCUCGAAUUCAUCGAACCUACUGCCAAAUCCCUCGGCGCCUCACCCACCACCACCUACCCCGACGGCUCCCCGAAAUACACCGUCCCAUUUAUCCACGACUCAACCACCGGAAAAGCCAUCUCCGACUCCCAAGUCAUCACAGAAUACCUAGACGCCACUUACCCAGACACUCCGGUUGUCAUUUCAAAGGAAACCCGAGUCCUCCAAUCCGUGUUCAUUGAAACAAUCAGCAAUAAACUGAUGGGUCUUGUCCCGAUUCUUUACACAAAGGCGACCAGCGAUGAGAUGCGAGAGGCGAGGAAGAAGCAAAAGUUUAACCCGUAUGCUCAUGUCAUGGACUCGGAGCUCACAGCCGAGCAGGAGAAGGAGAUAUGGGAGAAUGUGAGGAAGGAGUUUGAGCCGUUGGAGAGUUACUAUACGAAUAAUCAGUUGUUUAUUAUGGGGGACAGACCUGUAUAUGCGGAUCUGUGUUUUGCGGCGUUUGGGUCGGUGGUCAAGUUCGCUUGUGGGGAUGAGAGUGAAGAGUGGAAGGAAAUGAGUUCAUGGGUAGGUGGGAGGAUAGGAAGGGUUGUUGAGGAGGUGUUGAAGUAUAAGAAGGUAUAG
Messenger RNA from Marasmius oreades (fairy-ring Marasmius), 732 nucleotides. RefSeq lists its product as uncharacterized. Gene Ontology annotation, cellular component: cytoplasm. The coding region runs from base 1 to 732 and encodes 243 amino acids. The transcript is spliced from 2 exons. NCBI's taxonomy places the organism in Eukaryota, Fungi, Basidiomycota, Agaricomycetes, Agaricales, Marasmiaceae. The record is from RefSeq and is a predicted model, not a curated record.